Messenger RNA from Fusarium keratoplasticum, 1275 nucleotides. Its product is annotated as EKC/KEOPS complex subunit BUD32. The transcript is spliced from 2 exons. Gene Ontology annotation, biological process: protein phosphorylation. The record is from RefSeq and is a predicted model, not a curated record. The coding region runs from base 1 to 1275 and encodes 424 amino acids. Gene Ontology annotation, molecular function: protein kinase activity; ATP binding. NCBI's taxonomy places the organism in Eukaryota, Fungi, Ascomycota, Sordariomycetes, Hypocreales, Nectriaceae.
AUGUCUUCAAUUGAAGACGACGAGUCUUGCCGCUCUUUUCGCUUUCUUCUUCCUAAUGUCGGCGAGAAAGAAGAGGUAGAGCGUAUGAACAAGGGGGGUUUCACCCUGUCCACCUCGGCGACUUGUUUGACGAGGGUUGGUAUCGGGUUGUUUACAAACUUGGUGCUGGAGGCUUCGCAACGAUAUGGCUGGCCCGUGACCUUCUCGACACGUGCCGGGUCUCUCAAGAUAGUCCUUGCGGAAGAGUCGCAGGCUGUUGAAUCCAGCUUGACUUUUGUCUCCGCAGACUUGACUCCUGCCAACAUCAUGUUCCGGAUCAAGGAUUUAGAUCAGGUCCCUGAGGAUGAAAUCUACGACCUGCUUGGCCGGCCUGAGACUGGGUCUUUGGAGGCUGAGUCUGGAGAAGCCGCGGGCCCAGAAGCGCCCAAGUACAUUGUCAAAACCCUUGAUUUCCUCUUGGCAAGGCGACCCAUCAUCAGUGAAGACAUUUGCCUCAUAGAUUUCGACAAUGCGUUCCUCGGCUCUUCACCCCCAGAAAAUCUGCUCCCCACACCAGUUGAGUAUCUCGCCCCAGAAGUCGCUGUCAGUUUAUCUGGAGGCACAGCAAGCGAUGUCUGGGCGCUUGGAUGCUCCAUAUUACGACUUAGCUUAGGGGAGGGUUUGUUCUCCGCCUAUGAUAUUGGCUCUCCAAUAGACCUCCUGGUCGCCAUCCGCCGAGUCCUCGGGAAUAUGCCAACAGCUUGGGGAGAUCCAGUCUUUGACUCUGAAGGACAACCGAGGAAGAAAUUGCUUAAAGGAGCUCGACUUUCAGGGCUCACAGGUGAAGUCACAGAACGGCAGUCGAUUGAAGAAUGGAUCAGGAAGAUCUUUGAUCAGCCGAGUACUGGGCCGUAUCGACCGAAAGAUCAAGUCUCCAACACGGAAGAGCAUCCAUAUUACAAUCUACACGAAGCCUCUCACGCUCCCUUUUACGCGUGGAAGUUCUGGGAGCCUUCCGCCAUCAACUUCAGAGGCAAGUAUUUUCGGGGCUACAACAAUGAAUGGCACGCACUGGUGGAAGAGUUACCCAAAAUUCCAGACGAAGAAGCAGUGUUGCUGUUUGACUUGAUAUCCAAGAUCCUGGUUUACGAGCCUACCGAGAGGUUAAGCGCAAAAGAGAUUCUGAAUCACCCUUGGUUUUGUAUGGACGACAGAAGUUACCAUGUGGUAGACAACAGCGUUAGACGGGGGGAGUAUAGCGCCUCAGGCAGUUAUUUUGCGCACAUAUCUACAUAG